Nylanderia fulva is the source of this 2375-nucleotide messenger RNA. Its product is annotated as apoptosis-inducing factor 3. Lineage: Eukaryota; Metazoa; Arthropoda; Insecta; Hymenoptera; Formicidae. Gene Ontology annotation, molecular function: 2 iron, 2 sulfur cluster binding; oxidoreductase activity, acting on NAD(P)H. The record is from RefSeq and is a predicted model, not a curated record. Gene Ontology annotation, cellular component: cytoplasm.
GUAUCUUAUCGCGCUUGUUGCGGUUCCUUGGAAUCGGAUUGUGGAAUUUUAGAUCAGAGAUCUCCCGUUAUCGCGCGCGCAUUAAUUAGGAAAACGUGCGCGCUACAUUCGAUUUUUGUCGGAAGAGAGGAAACCAAAAAGACCCGGGUGUACGGUACGGUGGGCACGUAUAUCGAUCGUAAUGUGAAAGUUCUUUUAUGUGAGAGAAUCUUAACUAAAGGCUACGGCGAAUAUCUCAAGGUCGGCCGGCGUUUCUGCUCAUUGUACGCGAAUCGCGAGAAAACGCGAGACAGUUGAUCGCGGUCGACCGAUAAAUACACAUAACGCGUGUUCUAGUCAAUUAUUCACAGCCGGUGAUUUAUUUAUCGCUAAUAUGGGUGCGGGUCAGUGCAAAAGCUUCCGAAAAAACCCUCCUCCGAUCAAAGAAAUCCGUCGCAACAGUUUCCAGUGCAUUGCGAUGCAGUCCGUCAGGUCGCUUGCACUUAGAAGGAGGUGGACCGCCUUCUUGAUGGACAAGCCGUUCUUACGUCAUUUUCAGGGUUCCCAAGAACAGCAUGACUAUAUUGAAGAUGUGGUGUGCAAGAAGGAGGAUAUCAACGAAAAUGAAAUGAAAUUACUACCACUUGGGGAUAGCGAAGGAAAAAUUUUGUUAAUAAAACAAAAAGGAGAAUUACAUGCAAUUGGUACCAAAUGUACACAUUAUGGAGCUCUGUUACAUACCGGUGCAUUAGGAGAAGGAAGAGUGAGAUGUCCAUGGCAUGGGGCUUGCUUUAAUAUUAAAACUGGAGAUAUUGAAGAUUAUCCAGGCUUGGAUUCUUUACCAUGUUACAAGGUUCGCAUAGACGAAGCUGGUCUUGUACAUGUAAAGGCUAAACGUAAAGAUCUGGACCUUAAUAGACGUGUGAAAGAUAUGUCCGCAUGCGAUCCUGAAAAUAUAAAAACAGUUGUAAUAGUUGGUGGAGGACCAGCAGGUGCAACUUGUGCAGAAAGUCUACGACAAGAAGGUUUUACAGGACGCAUUGUUAUGAUAUGCAGAGAGAAUGUUGUACCCUAUGAUCGAAUAAAAGUAUCCAAAAUAUUAGAUUUUGAUGUUCAAAAGGCAGCAUUACGGCCUCCAAUGUUUUAUGAUGAACACAAAAUAGAAACAAAACUUGGCGUAGAAGCUAUAGGCCUGGAUACAACUCAAAAUAUUGUUAAACUGAGUAACAAUGAGGACUUAAAGUAUAAUCAUCUAUUCAUAUGCACAGGCAGUAAACCAAGAAUGUUAAAUGCACCAGGAAGUAAUUUGUCAAAUAUUUUUGUGCUGCGAGAUUAUACUGAUUCACAAAGCGUAUAUUCACAGCUGUCUCCCGAAAAAAACGUAGUUGUGUUGGGAUUGGGUUUCAUUGGUAUGGAAGCGGCAGCUUAUUGUAUCAAUAAAUGCGCAUCUGUUACAGUAAUAGGGCGCGAUACUGUGCCUCUCAGAGCGAUAUUCGGUGCGGACAUUGGUGAUAGAAUUAAAGAGCACGAAGCAAAAGGGGUAAAGUUUAUCUUCCAAAACAAUAUCAAGCAAUUUAUUCCAAAGGAAGAUGAAGAGAAUGUUGUGGCUAAAAUCGAACUUACAGACGGUCAGAUUUUACCAGCAGAUAUAGUUAUUGUUGGAAUAGGAUACUUUUACACAGAUUGGCUGAAAGAAUCAUUUGUUAAAAUAAGGAAUGAUGGCACUGUAAUAGUAAAUAAGCAUCUACAAACAAAUAUAGAAAAUGUAUAUGCUGGAGGCGAUAUAGCUUAUGCACCGAUAUAUGGCUCUGAUGACACAUUGGCUGCAAUAGGUCAUUACUCUUUAGCCCAUUAUCAUGGCAAAGUUGCAGCUCAGAACAUAUGUGGUAAAGAAACUCCUUUGAAAACGGUACCAUUUUGGACCAAUUUACUAGGCAAAAAUUAUAGAUAUGCAGGUCAUGGAAAACCUACUAACAUAAAAAUUCAUGGUUCAUUGGAUAAACUGGAAUUCUUUGCUUAUUAUCUUAAAGAUGGCAAAGUAAUAGGAAUGAGCAGUGUUAAUGCUGAUCCUGUUGUGUCAGAUUUUGCAAAUAUACUUUAUGAAGAAAAGACAUUAACAGAAGAGGAAAUUAAUACCGAUCCAUUUGGUUGGAUGAGAAAUAAGCCAAAGGAUGUGUUAACGCGAUUUCAAGAUACCUUUUUAGUAGAAGUAAAGGCUUGAAUUGUGUUUUGUAUAAAUAAUAUAAUUCAGUUUUUUUUAAACAAUGUCACAGUAUUAAUCUCAACUUUUUAAUUAUACAUUAUCAAUGUAUCUUAUUAAGCAUGUGUAAUAUAUCUAAUAAUCCCUUUCCUAUGUAAUACUCUUUAUGUAAUAUAUUCAGCAUAUUGUAUAUCUA